UUGGACUCAGAUCAAGUUUUACAAAACUAAUGAAGAUUAAAACAAACUCCUGGGAUUGUUUCCACCUAACAUUCAUCUACAUUUACACAGAUGCUGAAGAACAUUAUUGACUGUACUCUACAUGUUAGUAGAGAGGUUCACAAGUGCUUUUGUCUGCUUGGCUGGGUUAACAAAUGCUUAACAUGUCUAUAUACUGUUUAUUUAUUCUAUUGAUAUGGCAUAUUUACUGAGACAUAUGUUAUGCAUAUUGGGUCAUACAGCCCUCUCCACAUCCAUGAUAUCCACAGAAAUAGCCAAGAGUGUGCAUAUGUAUAUAAGAAAGACAAAAGAUGAACAUAUAGUUUCUAAUGUACUUGUAUGAUGUGUAUGUAUGGCAUGUAUAGAAAAUUCUGAACUGGAAAAACAAGCAGGCGAAAUACAAAAACAUGACUGAGAGACCCAAUUAACCAGAAAUAUUUUCUUCAUAGAAAUAUGGCACAGAUACAUAAUAAGUUGUGUGAGUAAAACUCACUUACAAAAGUGUCCCACAUUACCUGACUUUACCCUGCUUUCAUUUAUCUUAGUUUCAUGGACGUGUGUUUGUCCUGAGUGCAGAGGUGAGGGGUUGGUUUUUAAAACAGUCUAGUGCAGGGGUGUCAAACAUACGGUCUGGGGGCCAGAACUGGCCCACCAAAGGGUCCAAUCCGGCCCUCUAGAUUUUGCACACGUAAUGUUGAUGCACAUGUGACGGCUGAGAGGUUUCAGGAGCAAUUUAAACAGUGAGCAUAAACUUCAUGUAAAAUGCAGCCUCAGAGGCUUUUACACUCUGACCAGAAUACAGCUCUCUGAAACAACAAUGAAUACUUACUGUGGUCAUAUUUAAAGAUAUUGAACACUGUGCAAAAUAUUGUCAACCAGCAGCUUCAGUACAAAAGAAUCUGUAUCAGACUUCUGUCUUAAAACAAUAUUGCACUGACAAAACUUCAGUCUGUAAGGCAGGGGAGGACUUAACCUGCUUCAUCAAUAGCUUCUACUUUAGUGGAAUAUUAUGAAAAAAAUGCUCAUGGAAUGACAGUGAGUAAGGGACUGACUGAAUGUGGAAAAACUAAAACACACUGUUGAAUUUGCACAUCAUUUUUCUUUCUUCUUUGUUUGGUAAAUGGAUGAAUAAUGUCAGAAUGAAAGAAAAAAUUAAAGGGGUUGAUAUUUAUAGGAGAGUAUGCAGUGGUGUCAGUGGUCUGGCCCACCAGAUCAAAUUGGGCUGUAUGUGGCCCCUGAACUAAAAUGAGUUUGACUCCCCUGGUCCAGUGAUUAAACUGCUUGUAGCUGCAGCAGCCUCCAGAGGGAGACAGUCUCAUUUACAUGGAUUGUGUCUGACUUCCUUUACUCUCACUCUGAACACCCUGAGCACAAGAAACUUCCAGAAGCAAGGACAGCAAUUAUGAGUACAUGUAACUCUCACCAUAAUAGAUUAUGUGGGAAAUUCUCUUCUUUUCUAGGGUUAAAUUUAGGCUUAUUUUUUUUAUUGACUCAGUGCACAUUAAUAAUAAGAGGCUACUUUUCAACUGUAGAUCCUGGACAGAUGUUUCAAAGUCUUCCCAAAACAGAAUAUGAGACAAAUAUAACAAAGCUGCGUACUUAUCAUUCUUGCGCCAUUUUCUUGGUAAACACAUUUUGCUUAAAUAUAUAGCUGUAUUGAUAACUAAUAGGCGAUUAAAAAGUUUUAUUUAUCUAAUCAAAAUAGUUUUAAAUAGUCGCAUUUAUAACGUAUGCAUUGAUACCUGGUCUAGGAAGAGAUCUAAUUUUAGUAUUUGGUGCCGUUUGUUUAACAGAGGAAAGUUUCUUUUUCAGGCAUUUUUGUGGUCACUUUAUUGAACCCGAAGACUCCUGAAUGUUUCCUCAGAUCUGCAGUGAAAGCUUUUGAGAUUUAACAUUUUUGUCAUGACGCAACAACUUAAAUGUUUAUAACAACACCAAAAAUACAUAAGAAAAAUAGGUGUUGAAAUGAGGUGAAAUCAGAGUAUUAUUUCUGGUAUUUGGGGGAGACCCCCGGGAGUCCCUGAAGGACCCUUGCAGGUCUGCGCUCUCCUGCAGCCUGAGAGGAAAGCUGUGAUUGUGCUCCGGCCAUUCAUGUCUUGGAGGGGAGGAGUUAGUGCAGCCAAAGAGGGGUCAUAACAAAAUGUGUGUCCCCGACUAGAGCAGCAUUAUUUCCGCCCUGGUCCGGUGCCGUCCUGAGUGUCUCUGUGAGGAGCUUUUAAAUGGACUCUCACACGAGUCGAAGCUGAUUGUUGUUGUGCCUGACAGCCGCUCGGUCUGCUCCCCGCCGGUCCGCUCCUCACUGUCUGAACCGAAGCAGAGGAUGGAUGGAAACGUUUCACCGGCUGCGAUCUUCUCUGUAGUCCUGCUUACCGUCGUGUUGUCAUCCUCAGCAGCUUUCCUGGAGCCUUACGACCUCCUAUAUGAGAAUGCGGUGCAGGCGUUUUACAACAACGACUACACCAACGUGGUGCGCUACAUGGAGGCAGCGCUCGGCAGUUACGCAGAGGUCCGGCGCACUAAGAUCCGGUGCCGGCUGAGGUGCCAGGACCAGCAUCCUUUUGAUGAAACCUUCUCGGACCUGCGCUUCCCUGACGUGGUGCUCCGGAGAGCGGCGUGUAUGGACACAUGCAUCGAGGAGAAACUUGGCACUCAGUCUCUGCAUAAAGUCAGCGAGGAUGUAGUGCAGGACUUCAACAGGAGGAUCCCCUACAACUAUCUUCAGAUGGCCUAUCAGAAGUUGAAGCAGCCAGACAAGGCAGCGGCGGCAGCUCACACUUAUUUCCAGGCCAACCCAGAGCAUGUGGAGAUGGGUCAGAACCUGGAGCAGUACAAAGACCUGCAGGGCGUUGAGGAGGAACACUUUGUUGACCGAGAAGCUCGACCUCACCAGCGCUCCUUCACAGCAGCAGUGAGGCUGUAUGAUAAAGGCGACCACGAAGCAGCCAUCGUUCUGUUUGAGGAGGCUUUGGUGGAGUACUAUAAAGCAGACACCGAGUGUCGGGUCCUGUGUCAGUUGCCGCAGAGGUUUGAGGGCCACGACUACCUCCGCUACCGCUACAGCCUUUAUGAGGUCAUAUCAGAUCACUUCACUCAGGUGCUGCACUGUGAACACGAAUGUGUACGAGAUCUCGCCACCCGGCCAGGCCGCCUCUCACCCAUGGAGAACUACCUGCCUCUGCACUACGACUACCUUCAGUUUGCCUACUUCCAAUUGGACAGGCUGGAGGAGGCGCUACAGUGUGCUCUGACCUACCUGUUAUUCCACGAGGGAGAGGAGUUCAUGACGGAAAACGUGGAUUACUACAGAGAGCUGCUGGGAUACGACAGCAAGCCAAGAGAGAAAGCUGCAUGGUACCUGAGGAGGCACAAACAGGAACUGGAGCUCCUUCUGAUUGGCAGCAAAACCAUGGGUGUGGAAUUUACAGAAGGGAAUUACUGGAGCAACACAGGUGGAAGAGAAGACUCAAACAGGAUCCCCUCUGGUACAGACGGCUGGAUGGAGUAUGUUCCCAUCUCAGAGAAGAAGAACGUCACCAUCGCUGCUGCACAGCAACUCAAAGAAGGUGGUCCUCUGGUGUAUGACAGCGUGCAGCUGGUGCAGAAUUCUGCAGCCUUGAACGGUACCCAGCGAGUGCUGCUGGAUCAUGUUAUAUCUGAGGAGGAGUGUACAGACCUCAGGCAGCUGGCACAUGCGGUUACCAUGGCAGGAGACGGCUACAGAGGGAGGAUGUCUCCACACACGCCCAAUGAGAAGUUUGAAGGAGCCACUGUACUCAAAACCCUGCAGUACGGCUAUGAGGGCAGGGUCCCGAUGAGGAGCGCCCGCCUGUUCUACGAUAUCAGCGAGCGAGCGAGACGGGUUAUAGAGUCUUACUUCCUGCUCAACUCCACCCUGCACUUCUCCUACACACACCUGGUGUGCCGGACAGCCAUCACAGGCCAGCAAGAUCACAGGAAUGACCUCAGCCAUCCCAUCCAUGCCGACAACUGUCUGCUGGACCCCGAGGCCAAUGAGUGCUGGAAGGAGCCGCCAGCGUACACAUACAGAGACUACAGUGCACUGUUAUACCUAAAUGGAGAUUUUGAAGGAGGGGAGUUCAUAUUCACAGAAAUGGAUGCCAAAACAGUCACGGCAUCAGUGAAGCCCAGGUGUGGCCGGAUGGUGGGUUUCUCAUCAGGAGGGGAGAAUCCACACGGUGUGAAGGCCGUCACCAGCGGGCAGAGGUGUGCUGUCGCUCUGUGGUUCACCCUCGACCCGCUCUUCAGAGAACUGGAGAGACUGCAGGCGGAUGAGGUGAUCCAGGCGUUGGACACACAGGCUGUGUGGGGUCAAGGCCUCAACAUCAACCCCAAAGAUGAACUGUAGGUGCAGCUCCACCCCCCCUCCCCUCCCCCCGACCCCCUCCCAUCGAAUCCUUCUAUAUAUUUUAACUAUUUAUUGAAUCGAGCUUUGGAUCAGAACUUUUCUAUUUUUGUACUGUUUGAAGUGCAAGAUUAAUGAUAUUGUUGUGUUGUCAGGCGUUUUUUAUUUUCAUGUUUCUCUACACACAAGUACUUGAGUUUACCUUUUGCUCUUUGUCUUUCCCUCCAGUGACAGCUUCUAGUAGAAAUUAAGAAAAAUAAUCCAUUUCAGUUUCGUUGUAAGUAAACUGUUUCAUUUAAGACUGGUCGUAUCUGUAAUCUCACUGAACUGUGAAGACGCCAAAGAGAAGAACGGCAGUUUACUUUUUUUUUGUUUUUUGAGUUGUUGUUGUUGUUCUGGGCAACUCAUUCAAUGGGUUUUAUUCAUAAACACUAUGUAAAGAUAUUAAAAACACCUUCUUUUCAGUGGUCAGUAGUCACAAAUGAUACCGUUACAUAUGCUAUUACUAACAACAUUAUUCAUCAGUGUGUGUUUCUUUUAUUCCAGUGCCAGUAAUAAUGAUUUACCACGUAGGCAGUGCACUGUUUUUCUAAUUUGGGUACCUAAAGCUCUCCCUCAAAGAGUUUAAGAAAGAGAUACGUUCUAAUAUGCUGAAUAUUUAUGAUCAUGCACUCUGUCCUUCUCUGUGUGUUGAACCUGAAACUGAAAAAUGUCCUCUGUCUACUACUUUGUCCACUUCUCCUCUUGUUGUUGCUGUGUUUAAUCACUCUGCUCCUUCCCGGGCACACAGAGCAGAAUAUACUGGUUUACAUGUUCACUGAUACAAGAACAUGGUGUUUAACUUUUAUUUAUGUGUUGUUAUUAAUAGACAGCUGCUCUCGUAACUGUCGGCAUUUAUUAUGAGGAACUUUUUUUCAGAAAAGACGUUCAUCAUUCCUGUUUCAAGGAAUACAUAUGUGUAUCUAUCUUUUAUGUCUUUAUAUUUGUGUUGAUGAUUCAGAUGAUAGGCCGAGUCGUGCACUGUAAAUCCAAUGGAAAGAAACAUGCAAAGAGUUUUUUUGUUUUUUUUUCUUCCUACAAUAGAUUCAAACUGCUAACCAAGAAGCUUAAUCCUGUUGGUAUGAGGUUGGCCACUUUUGUUUCACUGAUAUUUAAUUCUGAAAUGCUGUAGCACACAAAAAUGUAUGUGUACAUGCCUAAAAAUUAAAAAUAUAAAACUCCA
Messenger RNA from Epinephelus moara (kelp grouper), 5603 nucleotides. It is a transcript of the gene p3h2, whose product is annotated as prolyl 3-hydroxylase 2. Gene Ontology annotation, molecular function: L-ascorbic acid binding; procollagen-proline 3-dioxygenase activity; protein binding. The coding region runs from base 2339 to 4384 and encodes 681 amino acids. Gene Ontology annotation, cellular component: endoplasmic reticulum. The record is from RefSeq and is a predicted model, not a curated record. Gene Ontology annotation, biological process: collagen metabolic process. The transcript has 15 exons. NCBI's taxonomy places the organism in Eukaryota, Metazoa, Chordata, Actinopteri, Perciformes, Serranidae.